Microsporum canis CBS 113480 is the source of this 1542-nucleotide messenger RNA. RefSeq lists its product as hypothetical. The record is from RefSeq and is a predicted model, not a curated record. The transcript is spliced from 4 exons. Gene Ontology annotation, biological process: regulation of DNA-templated transcription. Bases 1 to 1542 code for a protein of 513 amino acids. Gene Ontology annotation, cellular component: nucleus. Gene Ontology annotation, molecular function: DNA-binding transcription factor activity, RNA polymerase II-specific; transcription cis-regulatory region binding. Lineage: Eukaryota; Fungi; Ascomycota; Eurotiomycetes; Onygenales; Arthrodermataceae.
AUGGUGCCUCCUACCGGCACCACUGGAGCUUUCCAGGCCGGUGUUGAUGCUGUCGACAAAGAUGUCGUUGAUCGGGGGUUCCUAACCAUGGAAGAUGCUGAACGUUUCAUAUCUACGUUUAAAACUGGUAUGACCGAACAUUUUCCGUUCGUCCUGAUUCCGCCGCACGUAAUGGCGGAGCAACUUCGCCGGGAGAGGCCAUUUCUCUUUCUAGCUACCAUCUCGUCGGCAUCCUACACGGACAUGCCGCUGCAGCGAAAGUUGGGACAGGAAGUCAAGGCAGCUAUUGCCACCCGAAUGAUCACCAAUGGAGAGGAUUGCUGGUUUACCUGGCUUGGUAAUUACCAUCAUUUCAAACACAAGUACGCAAAAUUUGAGAGAAGCACGGAACCAACAAUUGUUGCUAGGUGCCACUACCACACGCGGCCGCAUCGCUAUACCCAAUUCCUCCAAUUAGCCAUUGCCCUCAUCAUCGAGCUACGAUUGGAUCGGCCACCGCUGACGAAGACGUGGAAAACGGGGAUCCGAUUCACAUCGAACUACGACCCAGACGACAUCACGUACACUCGACCGUCAUUAGGCCGUGAUGAACAGAGAGCUGUUGCAGGUUGCUAUUAUCUCUCCUCGACGAUCUCUGGGCUUUUGCAGAAACCGUCUACCUUUCCUCAUACCGCUUACCUCGAAGAGUGUUGCAAAUCUCUUUACGAUGCGGCUGAAUAUCCGUCUGACAAAUCUAUCCUCCACAUUGUCCAGCUCCAGCUCAUUGCAGAGAAGAUUGAUCGUAUAUCCCUUCGACAUGGGAUGGAGUUGGCGAACCCUGGCUCGGCGAUGGAGCUUUAUGUCCAGAGUUUGAAAGCUGAACUGGAGGCCUUCCGUGGCCGGUCGGGCUUUAGUUUAGAUGAGGCAUCGCUCAUUGCCCUUCAGUUUCACGCCACUGAGCUUUCUCUAUACCAGCUGACCUUACUGGAAAAGGCCGGGAAGCAACCUAAACCUACACAGACGGCGGUCUCGGACGAAAUGCUAUGUGCGGGCCAUAUUGCGGCACAAUCGAUUCUUAAGCUGUAUCUUUCACUACCGCCUCACUCUGAAACCGCAUUUAACAACACUGAAUGGGUGCAGAUCGGGUUUGCUUUGAUCGUCACAUGUAGACAAACCGGCACAACCUCUACGACACAAAUGACUCCAGCCCUAGUCCGGCACAAGGAAUCGUUCUCGAAUAUUUUGAUGCAGCUAAAAGCGCGCGUAUCAGAGCUAUCCACUGAUCUAGUCGACUUGAAUGGAGACAGGGACAUUUUCUCAAACUUUGCCGAUCGUGUUACCCGCCUUCAAGCUUGGUUUGACGAACGGCUUGCAAAGGAUCCUUCUCUCAUUGAAGAACCACGAACCACAGAUCCCUCCAGCCCAGACGAGCAACGGUUAGCGGAUGACUCGAGCGUUUUACAUGACUUUUUACCUUCCGACUUAUUUACCAGCAUGGUGAACGAUUACCAUUCAAUGGAGGAGAGUUUCACUAUAGAUCAAAUGUUGAAUGACUGGAUGUGA